CUAGCUGUUUUUGUAUCCGCUUCAGAGUGGGUUCAACCGCCAAGUAAGUUACGCUUUGCCAUGUCACCGAAAAGAAGUUAGAGCCUGCAUUUAUUUGAUGAAAAGUGGAUUUUCGCUGACAUUCCAACACCCGCCGUUGGAUGUAUGACAUUAACUAAUGAACGCCACACAGCAAAGCUACAAGACUCAUGUUUUCGUCCAGCCAAGAGGAACACUGCGCCCCCUCCAAAGACCCAGUUAAAUACGGCGAGCUGGUCGUUUUGGGGUACAAUGGCUCCUUGCCCAAUGGGGAUCGCGGUAGACGGAAAAGCAGAUUUGCGCUAUACAAGAGGACCAAAGCCAAUGGUGUUAAGCCGAGCGCCGUGCACAUCCUCAACACACCCCAAGACAGCAAGGCUGUCAACUCCAAAGGCCAGCACAGCAUCUCAUACACACUGUCCCGCAACCAGACAGUGGUGGUGGAGUACAGCUAUGAUAAGGACACCGACAUGUUUCAGAUUGGCCGUUCCACUGAGAGUCCCAUAGACUUUGUGGUGACAGACACAAUAGCAGGAGGCCAGGAGGGCGAGGAGACUCCCAUCACACAGAGCACCAUCUCACGUUUCGCCUGCCGGGUCGUAUGUGAGCGGAACCCACCCUACACCGCUCGAAUCUUCGCAGCCGGAUUUGACUCAUCCAAGAAUAUUUUCCUCGGGGAAAAAGCUGCAAAGUGGAAGAACCCUGAUGGUCAGAUGGAUGGUCUGACAACCAAUGGUGUUCUGGUGAUGCACCCCAAGGGCGGAUUUACGGAGGAGUCCAAGCCCGGCGUGUGGCGGGAGAUUUCUGUGUGUGGGGAUGUUUACACCCUGAGGGAGACGCGCUCUGCACAGACUCCGGGAAAACUGGUGGAGAAUGAAAGCAAUGUCCUCUUGGAUGGCUCGCUGGUGGAUUUGUGCGGUGCGACCUUGCUGUGGCGCACCGCUGAGGGUCUCUUUCACACUCCCACCCAAAAGCAUCUGGAGGCUCUUCGUCAGGAGAUCAAUGCGGCGCGGCCCCAGUGCCCCGUGGGUCUGAACACCCUGGCCUUCCCCAGCAUGCAACGCAGCCGCGCCCUUUCCUGCUUGGAGGACAAGCAGCCUUGGGUGUACUUGGCGUGCGGCCACGUGCACGGUUACCACAACUGGGGGCAUCGCUCGGAGCAGGAGCCCAACACCCAGCGAGAGUGCCCCAUGUGUCGCGUGGUCGGCCCCUACGUUCCGCUCUGGCUGGGCUGCGAGCCCGCCUUCUACGUGGACACAGGCGCCCCCACUCACGCCUUUGUGCCGUGCGGACAUGUGUGCUCGGAGAAGUCUGUUAAGUACUGGUCGGAAAUCCCUCUGCCCCACGGCACCCAUGCCUUCCACGCCGCGUGCCCCUUCUGUGCCACCCAGCUCAGUCUCACUCAGGGCUGCUCCAAGCUAAUUUUCCAGGGCCCCGUGGACUGAUGUGAGGGGCGGAUUCUGCUCUUGGGCAAGAGCGAUAACAUGCUGUGAAACUGUUGACAUCAUUUUGUUUCCUUUUCCUCACAUUAGAUCCUUCAUGGGAAGCUCUGGUGGUGAUAUUAUGGAUUCGAAAGGCUGUCUGAAUGCUCUUUGAAGGCCAAAUGCCCUUCCCUUCCCAAACCAGAUACUGUUUCAGCUAUCCUGCCAAGCAAUUGCUUUAAAGAAAAUAUGCUCCAGCACUGGUGGGUUACAUAUGAUUUAUGGUAGCUGGUGGAUUUUAUGCUUUAGGUAGAAAGAAUUUGUUGUUUUUACUCUUUUUACUCUCAAUAACAAUGAGCGCGUGUAGGUGAGCCUGAAGCAGGUUCAGUAUAGCUCCUGGUGGAUCACAGGUCUGCGAGCCAGACAGCUGGACUGUUGGUUUGAAGAACCUCACGGGUCUGAUGCGUCUCAUGUGCGUGUCAUUUGGACCCGAACCCCUUAACAGUAUCUCCUAACCCUACGGACGUGGCUUUUAUAUGCUUAAUAUACAGUCAGAAUCCAGUGCCUCUAAUCCCACGAAGUAGUGGGAAUAUAUUUCACAGAAGAGAGAAGAGUAUUUAGUUGAAGGCAAGUGUGGAGCUAGCUUUGCAUAUGGGUGUAAAGAAAUGCCAGCCCACACCGACCCAUCUCCACAUUUGUAUUUGACAGAAGAACUAUUUUACUACACUGAGGCCCUCGUACUGUUUUUAAUGCAAAUGUUAAUAUAUUUUCCUGCAUAAAUAAUUUGUGCGAAA
This is a messenger RNA of Hippocampus zosterae (dwarf seahorse), 2233 nucleotides long. RefSeq names its product pellino E3 ubiquitin protein ligase family member 2 (gene peli2). Gene Ontology annotation, molecular function: ubiquitin protein ligase activity; protein binding. NCBI's taxonomy places the organism in Eukaryota, Metazoa, Chordata, Actinopteri, Syngnathiformes, Syngnathidae. The transcript has 7 exons. The record is from RefSeq and is a predicted model, not a curated record. The coding region runs from base 189 to 1463 and encodes 424 amino acids. Gene Ontology annotation, biological process: regulation of Toll signaling pathway; protein polyubiquitination.